AUGGCGCCAAUCUCUGUCACCGAACCAUUCAUCCCAGAGGCAUUGGAGCCCAUAGCCAUCGUGGGAAUGGGGUGCCGCUGGCCGGGCGAUUCUGAGUCCCCAUCUGAGCUAUGGGAGUAUCUUCAAGAGAGGAGACACUCAUACACCAAAUUUCCCGAGGAUAGAAUCAACGUUGAUGCAUUCUACCAUCCCGACAUUAACCGACCUGGCUCCUUUAGAACCGAGGGGGGCUGUUUUCUUCGGUCUGACGUACGGCAGUUUGACCCGACCUUUUUCGGCAUCCACCCUAGGGAAGUUCUUACUUUAGAUCCUGCUCAACGAAAGUUUCUAGAAGUCGUCUACGAGACAAUUGAGUCGGCAGGUGUCCCCCUGCAUAAACUGUCCGGUUCCAAGACCGGAACAUUUGUGGGCAACUUCAAUUAUGAUCAUCAACUGAUGCACUAUCGCGACCCUGAGAAUGCAUUGCCGUAUUCCGUGACUGGGAGCGGUAUUACUAUCAUCAGCAACAGGAUCAACUAUGUCUUCAACUUGAAAGGGCCUUCAAUGACCCUUGACACGGCCUGUUCUAGCUCUCUGUAUGCGCUUCAUCUAGCUUGUUCUGCCAUCCAGACUGGAGACUGCGACGCAGCCAUUGUCGGCGGAACCAACUUGAUUCUUACGCCGGAGUGCCAGAUCUUCUCAUCCGUUCUGGGAGCGGUCUCUCCCACGUCUGUCUGUCACACCUUUGACUCACAAGCUGAUGGCUAUGCUCGGGCGGAUGGAAUCGGUGCGCUCUACAUCAAGAGAUUGCAACAAGCAGUCGCUGAUGGAGACCCAAUUCGUGCUGUGAUCCGCGGUACUGCAUUCAACGCCAAUGGCCGGACUGGGGGAAUUACCCACCCCAGCCCCGAAGGGCAAGCAGCUUGCAUAAAACAGGCGUACGAACGAGCCGGGGGGUUAGACAUGUCACUGACAGGCUACUUCGAAUGUCAUGGCACAGGAACUCCCGUUGGUGACCCAAUCGAGGUCGGUGCCAUCGGCCGCCUGUUCACUGACUCCAGGACCAGCGCUAACCCUCUGUUAAUCGGAUCCAUCAAGUCCAACAUGGGUCAUAGCGAGCCCUCCAGCGGUAUGGCUGGUGUCAUGAAGGCCGUUCUGGCAAUAGAGCGAGGUCUCAUACCACCCACGAUCGGGAUCAAGGAACUUAAUCCCAACGUAGAUUUGAAGGAUGGUCGGCUGAAAAUCGUCCAGGAAAGUACUCCGUGGCCGGAUUUACCAGUUCGACGAGCGAGUAUCAACUCUUUUGGUUAUGGGGGGUCAAAUGCGCAUGCCAUCGUCGAGUCCAUUGAGACUCUAUUUCCUGGUUAUCGAUCCCGCCAUCAGGCCAACAAACAAUCCUCCUCCAUGGAGGCAUUCGCAAACCGUAAUGGGAUUAGUCGGCAAUAUUCCGACCCAACCACUCCCUCAUCAAUCAAUGGCUUAGCCAACGGAGAUAUGAGUGGCCAGAAUGGUACCCACAAUGCCAAUGGAGUUGAAAACGGCCAUAUUGGACUACUUACCAACAAGCCUCGAUCGACUAAAUCGAGAACCCAGUUCAUUCUCCCCUUGUCAGCACACGACGGGAGGACGCUACAGGCAAAUUAUGAUGCAUUAGCAGCGCACUACCGCGACUGGAGCCUGUUUGACAUUGCGUACACAUUAAGCGCCAGGCGUAGUCUGCUUCAAAAUCGCUGCUUUGUCAUAGUGAAGGCCGCCGAAGCCGAGAACGGCCUGCCACAAGAGAAAUCGUCCAUAGUGAAGACGGCAGCGGGUGACUCACGUACUCUUGGCUUCGUAUUCACUGGCCAGGGCUCUCAAUGGCCCCGCAUGGGUGCGUCGUUGAUGACCGAGUUCCCCAGCUGUCUGGUGACUGUACGCCGCCUGGACAAGUACCUGGACGACCUCGAUAAAGGACGCGGUCGAGACUGGACCAUUGAGGAAGUCCUUCAACAGGACACUGGGAAUACCCGAGUCCACGAAGCGGAGCUUUCCCAGCCCCUCGUGACUGCUGUGCAGAUCAUGAUUGUCAAUCUCCUCUCCCAGUGGAACGUCAAGCCUCGAGCCGUUAUCGGCCACUCCUCAGGCGAAAUAGCGGCCGGGUAUGCCGCAGGCCUGUUGACCGAGGAAGAAGCUAUGGUUGCAGCAUACCUCCGAGGGAAGGCCAUAAUACAAAAUGCGGCGCCCGGGCUAAUGAUGGCAGUGGGAGGUGCCCUGUCUCAUCUCCAACCACUGGUGGAUCACUAUGACGGUCGCGUCACGAUCGCUUGUCAUAAUUCUCCCGAGAGCUAUACGUUAAGCGGUGAUGCCGACGUCAUGACCGAUCUCAAGGUUGUGUUUGAUGAAAAGAAGAUAUUCUGCCGCGCGCUUCAUACUGGCGGCAACGCUUAUCACUCGGAGCAUAUGAGAACAAUCGGCCAAGGCUACGAGAUGAGUCUGAAUGCAUGCAUGCCCAAGAGAUCAGCCAAGAUGUCAGCUCAGGAAGAUUCGCCAGUCAUAAUCACGCAAGCUGUCUUUUUCUCCUCGGUCUAUGGCCAGGCUGCACCUUGGUCCAUACUCGGACCUAAGUACUGGCGCCAGAAUCUCGAGUCUCCAGUACUCUUCCAUCAAGGUGUAUCGCAAAUGUUGACUCAGGCCACGCCUGAUAUUCUCAUUGAAAUUGGACCCCACAGCGCUCUCCAGGGCCCUCUCCGCCAGCUAGCUAACUCGAUGGACGGUAUCCAGUUCCCAGCCUAUUACGCCGCAAUUACAAGGGGCAGUGACAACGUGAAAGAUAUCCUGACACUGGCAGGCAAUCUCUACAGCAGCGGUUACGACAUCGAUCUGGCUCGUGUGAACGCCAUAGAGAGCCGUGGCGGGAACGGCUAUCAGACUGGGCGGGUCAUAUCCGACCUCCCCCGGUACCAAUGGCAGUAUCCAUGCGAUAUUCUGCUCUAUGAGAAUCGCUGGACGCGUGAAUGGCGCCUACGCAAGCAUCCACGACAUGACAUCCUAGGAAGUAGGAUACCGGGCACAAACCAGGCCGAGCCACUGUGGCGAAACAAGCUGUCCGUCAAGGAUGUGCCUUGGCUGGCAGAUCAUCGUCUCGGCAAAGAAAUGGUUUUCCCAUCUACCGGCUACCUGAGCAUGGCUUUAGAGGCAGCUACCCAGAUUGCAGAGCUGGGGGGAUUGAAAGUCUCAGAUGUUGAAUACUAUGACAUUCAGAACGUCAGUCUCUCCAAAGCCCUCAUAGUACCCGAGGACGAUUUAGGUAUUGAGACCCUAUUCACUCUACGACCGACCCCGCUCAAUAAAACCACUCGCCACGUGUGGCUUUUCGACUUCGUUCUUACCUCAGUCUCGAAUGAAUUUGGGGUUGACAAUUUUGUGGAACAUUGCCGGGGACAGGUCGAAGUUGGUCUAGAGAAAUACAGUUUCCCAGAGUACCCCUUUGUAGGAGACAUCCAGGCCUCGAAGGUGAAGAAGGCUAUCAAUGCUGCGCAGUGGUACGAGAGUUUCGUAGGUGCAGGCUUGUGCUAUGGCCCUACGUUCCAGGGCCUUUCCGAUAUCUCUGCCAUAGGGCAGUCGAACAUGAGUCGAGCUCGAGUUGGCAUAGAUCCUACUGCAAAGAUGAUGAUAGGAGAGUCGCGCUAUAUCCUCCACCCAGCCACUCUGGACGCUAGUCUUCAACUCUCUAUUCUGGCAGGCCACAAGAACACAGCUACCAAGUUCAAACGCGCAUUCAUGCCGACCGGGAUCGAUAGUGUCAAAGUGUGGCCCAAGGUUGCAGCGGAGACUCGUGGAUUUGCCGAUUCGUACUCGAAAGCCACGCUGAAGGGCGUCCGGGGCCUCGCUGCAGACGUGGUGCUGCUCGGAACGAACAGCCAACGAAUGCUACAAGCGAGCAACAUAUUCUUGACGGCAUCGGAUCAGUCCGCCCCCAAGCUCAUCGAAGAGUCAAAGCCGUACACACGCAUCAUUUGGAAGCCAAGCUUCGACCAUCUGACCACGGAUACUCUGUCUCAGAUGUUCCCACCUCUGAUGCUGAGUGACGAUGCUGUGAUUCCUUCAUUGAAUCACUUGGCACUGCACCAGUUGAUUCACUUCAAAGCGACCCAUCCCGAAAUCUUCAAGCAGAGCUCGGAACAGCCGCAUCUUCAAAGGCUGCUUGACUGGACAACGGAAAAGCUUAACGCUGCCGCGGCUGAUCACACUUCGACUGCCUCCAAGAUCAUCAACUACAGCCAUGCACAUCGAGCCCAAGAGAUUGAACGGUUAUCCGAGCUGUUAAAGCCACGAUCCUCCGAGGCUCGACUCAUGUGUCACCUCUACAAUAAUCUCCCUUCUAUCUACAGGGGUGAGAAGACUGGAAUUCAAGUUGCGUUGCAAGACAAUCUGCUGCUUGACAACUAUGAGACGGGGCAAGUUUAUCGAGAGGGAAAUCGCCGUCUGGGAGGGGCAUUGGCCCUCUAUGCCCACCAGAACCCGAAGGUCAGGAUCUUGGAGGUUGGAGCCGGAACUGGAAGCGCAACGAAUGAAAUCCUAUCAGCUUUAAAGGGAGAUACCGCAUGGAGGCAGUAUUCAGAGUACCGCUUUACGGAUACUACGCCAUCUUUCCUGGCAAGUGGGGAGGAGAGAUUCUCCAAUUAUGGCGGUAUGACAUUUGGCACCUUUGAUAUGGAGCAGAGCGGCGAAUCCCAAGGAUACCAACAGGACUGGGACAUCGUCGUGGCAUCCAACGUCAUUCACGCCACCUCGGAUAUCCGAGGCACACUCGUUAACAUUCGAAACGUACUCAAGCCUGGUGGCAGGAUGUUGCUAUUGGAGUUAACCCAAUCCCAGCUUAGUGCGGGCCUGGUCCUUGGUACCUUCAGUGACUUCUGGAAGGCGGAUAACGAUCCCAGCUACCCUCGAUACGACGGUCCGUUUUUGAGCAAGUCGCUUUGGCAGCAAGUCCUCCCUGCUGCUGGAUUUUCUGGGCUCGAUUUCUACCUUGAUGACUACGCCGGUGACAAUGUCUCCGCAACUGUCAUAUGUGCCACCGCUGCGGAUCCUCUGCUCAGCAUUCCGCCGACAAUCCAGGGUCCGGAUCGCCAAGGCAUCACGUUGGUUUAUCGCAACGCGACGGCGCCAUAUAUGAGACGGAUGAUGGACAAUCUUUCCAAUACUGGCACUAUACCCAUCUCCCUCAUGCCACUUUCCGAUAUAAAGAUUGCUCGUCAUUACAGGCUUAUAUUCCUCCUUGAGGCAGAGAAACCAUUCUUCCUUGAUGCAACCCCUCAAGAGUGGGCCAACCUCCAGUAUGCAAUCAGCCGCUCAGUGUCGUCGUUGUGGCUGACGCGUGGUGAUCUCAUGGUGGGCAAAGAGCCCCUAUGUGGGAUGAUCUCCGGUCUUGCCAAAGGAAUGAAGAUCGAGAACAACUCCUUGCGCUUCAGCAUCCUAGAUACUGACCAAAUCCCUGACGGGCCCGACAAUGCUUACUUCAAACUGGUCAAGGCCCUUGAAGCCAGAGUGGCAGAUGCCUCGAAGUUCAACGACGAUUCAGAGUUCAGAUACAAAAACGGUAUCCUCUACAUCAGUCGCCUCGCGUUGGAUAACGGCCUCUGUGCAGAGGUCACAGUUGCGAACUCCCAGGAUAGGGUGUUGAAGGAGCUUCCUCUUAAGGCCCUCAAGUCGACCAAACUUCAACUGGCGAUCGACAAACCAGGCGUUUUGAGUACCGUGUACUUCAAGGAGGACCCAACGUUCCUCACGCCACUAGCCGCGGAUGAGGUUGAGAUCGAGGUCAAAUACGCCGGUAUCAACAAUAAGGAUAUCGCCGUGUUGACUGGCCGGCACCAUUCCGAUUCCUUCAGCGACGAGUGCUCCGGUGUGAUCACUCAGAUUGGGAGUGAAGUGAAACAGUUCAAGAUCGGGGAUCUGGUUUACUGCCAGUCAUUCUCCAAGUUCGGGAACUUUGUCCGCGACAAGGCCGUAUUCUGCCAGAAACUCGUCGCCGGCGACACAUUGGAUGGUGUGGCUACACUGCCGAUUGCAUUUGGCACAGCCAUUUACGGCUUGAUGGAUUUGGGCCAGCUGACCAAGGGUGACAGCGUGCUCAUCCAAUCUGCAACCGGAGCUGUUGGUUUGGCAGCGUGCCAGCUCGCCCACAUGGUUGGGGCUGAGAUCUUCGCCACGGUGGGCACAGAAGCCAAGAAGAUAGAGUUGCUGGGGAUGGGCUACGGGAUUCAAGCCGACCACGUCUUCCCAUCCCGCGACAGGUUCACUGCCGCGAAGCUGCUGGAGCAAACUAAUGGCAACGGCAUCGACGUGAUUCUCUGUAGCGCUCGGGGAGAGCUCAUGCACGAGUAUUGGAAAUGCAUUGCUACCUGCGGAAGAUUCGUCGAGAUUGGCCGCACCGAGGUCCUCGACAGCGGCAAGCUGAGCCUUGAUGUCUUUGGGCGUAAUGCCACAUUUGCCUCGUUCGACUUGGAGGUUAUGAGUAAGAACAGACCACAAGUAACCGCUAGUCUAAUGAGAAGGAUUCAUGAACUCAAGUCUGAGGGUCGUAUCAAACCCUUGCCCCUGGCCAAGUUCGGCGUCGCUGAGAUCGAGAGGGCUUUCGCGACAUUCGUCAAGGGCACCCAUAUCGGCAAGCUGCUCGUCGAAUAUGACGACCAGUCGGAAGAUAGCCUUCCAUUGGAAAGAGACGCUUUCUCCGCCAAAUUUGAUCCAAAUGCGUCGUACCUCCUAGUCGGUUGCUUGGGUGGUCUCGGGCGGAGCUUCAGUACCUGGGCGGUAUCACGCGGAGCCCGGAAUUUGAUCUACCUGUCUCGCAGCGGAGCUUCGAACGAGGAAGCAAGAGCUUUUCUCGAAACGCUGAGACAGCAGGGAGUUGAUGCAUAUGUCGUAAAGGGCGAUGUGACCUCGAUGGCUGACGUGCGAGCCGCCGUGGACUCGGCGAAGUUCCCACUGAAAGGCAUCGUGCAGGGCGCUCUCACGCUGCACGACGGUCUGUUCGAAUCCAUGUCCCUCAACCGGUUUAACGCAACUGUACACCCGCGCGUCAUUGGCACGUUGAAUCUCCAUAACGCAACAAAACAUUUACCACUUGACUUUUUCGAGCUCUGGUCCUCCUGGACUGUUGUUUUUGGUACUGCAACCCAGAGCAAUUACUUAGCGUCAAAUGCGUUCAUGGACAAUUUUGCAAGGUAUCGUCGCGCCCAGGGUCUCCCGUGCACGAGUGUUGCUCUCAGCCAGGUUCUCGGCAUCGGCAUUGUUUCCUACAUCCCAGAGUACCAGCAGGCCAUGAUCAGGAACGGCUUUUACGGUAAUGAUGAAGACGAGUUCCUGCACUACUGUGAGAAGGGUAUCUUGCCAGCACCAAUGGACACUACCCAGGACGCCACUUUCCGAUACGACCCACUGGCAGCCGGUCAUCUGCUUGUUGGUAUCGAGCCCGCGGGUCUGAGGAUCGUCGACCAGAAGUAUCCAUUAUCUGAUAUGAUGUGGUAUCACGACCCACGAUUCCAGAAUCUCAUCCAGGCGACGUCUGUUCUUUCACACGGGUCCCAAAACAAACGAGAGGCCGCCGGGGAGGAAGGUACGGCACUGGAACGCAUCAUUGCCAAGAUCUCUCGUCUUCUGUACAUCCCCGCCGACGAGAUAGAUGCGAGUAAGGCAAUAAGCAACUAUGGAAUAGACAGCAUGGUUGCGGCAGAGCUCCGAAACUGGUUCCAAAGCGCGUUUGGAAAGGAUGUAAGCACCUUGAAGAUGUUAAGCGCCACUAUGACAGCACAAAAGCUUUCAGAAGAAGCAGAGGCGAGUAAUUCAUAG
Neoarthrinium moseri is the source of this 7809-nucleotide messenger RNA. RefSeq lists its product as uncharacterized. NCBI's taxonomy places the organism in Eukaryota, Fungi, Ascomycota, Sordariomycetes, Amphisphaeriales, Apiosporaceae. The transcript is spliced from 9 exons. The coding region runs from base 1 to 7809 and encodes 2602 amino acids. Gene Ontology annotation, molecular function: oxidoreductase activity; phosphopantetheine binding; fatty acid synthase activity. The record is from RefSeq and is a predicted model, not a curated record. Gene Ontology annotation, biological process: secondary metabolite biosynthetic process; fatty acid biosynthetic process.